Penicillium nucicola is the source of this 246-nucleotide messenger RNA. RefSeq lists its product as uncharacterized. Bases 1 to 246 code for a protein of 81 amino acids. The record is from RefSeq and is a predicted model, not a curated record. NCBI's taxonomy places the organism in Eukaryota, Fungi, Ascomycota, Eurotiomycetes, Eurotiales, Aspergillaceae. The transcript has a single exon.
AUGGUAGACCGCUUAAGAGAGCAAAAGGAGCAAAAGGAGCAAGAGAAGCAAGAGAAGCAAGAGAAGCAAGAGAAGCAAGAGAAGCAAGAGAAGCAAGAGAAGAGAAGCAAGAGAAGCAAGAGAAGCAAGAGAAGCAAGAGAAGCAAGAGAAGCAAGAGAAGCAAGAGAAGCAAGAGAAGCAAGAGAAGCAAGAACCUAGGAUCGCCCAGACCUUUCUACUCAAGCCGCGCGAAAGUGGUCCUCUGA